Messenger RNA from Nomia melanderi (Alkali bee), 3675 nucleotides. Lineage: Eukaryota; Metazoa; Arthropoda; Insecta; Hymenoptera; Halictidae. The record is from RefSeq and is a predicted model, not a curated record.
CAACGUAAAAAAAAUGUCUUAUUUCGGAUACUAACUUGGAAUACGUAAUAUAUAGAAUUGAAAAGUUUGUAUGCAGAAAAAAAUAAGUUUAAUAGGUUGUUGGAGACAUAUGUUUCAAUAUUGGCUAAAAUAUGAAUAGGAACGAAUCAGAUCAUGUAAGGAACAGAUUCGGACAAACUAGGGAAAAUACUCUACUUGUUCCUCUAUCAUUCCACAUAUCAACUUCUCUGCUUUGCAUACGAGCAUCCACAUACUUAAUCAGAUUACAACAAGAUGUUUCUGCACAUGCUACAAUUGACCAUAGAAUAACACAAUAUAAGAAAGAGUUUCACAGGUGAACUUUACAAUCUGUGGUGUAGUAUGAAAAUAUGCUGGGGCAACCUUGCCUGCGACGGUAUAUUAUCAUAAUAGUGUUUGGUUACAAGUUGUGAUUUGUAAACAACAUUAUUUAUUUGGUUAGAAUGAUUACAAGAAAAUUCAAAUUACAUAUUAAAAAUUACUCGAUUAUAAAUUAUUUUACUUAUUUCAUGUAACCGUGAGUCUUAAUUUUUAUAUAGAGAUGUAAAUCUGACUCUCUCUUGAUCUAUUAACUGAGAAAAUAACAAUUUUUUUCCGUUAAUAUUAACUAGUUUUUACAAGUAUGACAACACUGAAAGGCAUUUUCCCUGAUCCAAAAAAGUCUGCAAUUGCCUGAGUGAUUAGCCUUCUUGUACCAUUGAAAUUUAGAAAAAAAACCAGCAAGACGAAAAAAUUUUAUAUAUGAAAAUAUGAAGAAUCUUCGUCACAUGGAACAAAACUUUCACAUAAAUAAAGAAUUGAAAGAAACACAGAAUUUACGAUUAUAUGAACGAAAAAAGAUUAAUAGUAAGCAACAAAGUGAUUUGCCGAAGUUAACUUCAAAUCUUUGUACAAAGAAACAUGAUAGACACAUUGUCAAUUUAAGUCUGCAUAAUAAAGUAAACAAACAUUCCAUAGAAAACCAACAAAAAUUAUCUAAGAAGUCUAGCAUGCCAGAGAUAAACAAAAACAAUGAUAAUAUCAAAAAGACGUUACAUUCAACUAUUAGCAACAAUUCACCAAUGAAGCAAAAAGGAAAAGAGUGUAGAAACCCACAUAAAUUUGUAGGAAGAUUACAUGAAAAUGUUUCAUCGGAUCCUGUUUUAUUAUGUGAAUCCACGAAAGAUGUUGGUAAUGAUAAAAACACAAAAACUAAAUUUAAAAAUAAAGGUAUUCAAACAUUGGAUGCGGAUCAAAUGGAUAAUUUGUACUCUGAAGGAAUGAUAAGAUAUCCUUCAAAGAAAUAUUUAAAUAACAAUGAAUCAAAUAAGGAGACUGAAAUCAAUGAAGAAAAUGAUAAUAUUUUAAAAAGUGCAAUAAACACAUCAUCUAAUCAAGAUCAUUUAGAAAAUUCUGAAUUACAUCCGCCUAAAGAACAAUUGAAUUUUAGUAAAUUAAAUAAGGAUUGUACGUUUGAGAAUAAUAAAACAAUUGACCGGAUAAAUAACAACAACAACAAUAAAAAUAAUAAUAAUAAUAAUAAUAGCAACUAUAAUAAGAAGAAUGCUCCACCAUCUAAUUAUCGGAAGGGUGUUGUUCCCAAGUAUAUUAAAGCCAAGAAGGAAGCUCAAAUAAGAGAAGAAAAAGCUAAAGCAGAAGCAUCGGAUCCUGAUUGUCCAAGUGGUCAUGUUUCUUUACCUGAACAUGAACGCAAGGAAACGUUGAACAUAUUAAAGAAAAAUUAUCAAGAUUAUGUAAACGAAUUAAACAUGAUGCCUAUAAAGUCAGAUACACUUAGAUCGCAACAGCGAAAAGCCGAAAUAGAAAAGCAAUUAAAUAAAUUAGAAGAAGGCAUUAAAGUUUUCUCAAAGCCUAAAGUUUAUGUAAAAAUGAAUGCAUAAACUUAUUAUUGUUUCUGAGUAUUAAAUUAAGGUUGUUACUAUCUUUUUGCUUUUGUUUUCCUUUGCGUAUAUUUUUAUGAAACGGAAGAGAAUAAAAAAUGUAUGUCGUAAUUAUUGUGAUUGUGCACCGUCCUCUUAUUUUUAAAUUAAAUUUCUUUUACAAACUUGUUUUAUGUUUAUUUGGAAUCAUUUGUUCUUUAACUAACAAUUGCAUAUGUAUCUAUACUGACCCUGAAGCAGGUAUUAUACAAGUCAUGUUAUGUUGCAUAAAAUUCUUCAUAAAAGCGCACAUUUUUUUUAUGUUUGUAGAAUUUGUUACGUUUUUGAGGAAUUAAAUCCUAUAAUACUCUAGUUUCCUUGGUCAAACCUCGUUCAUUGAAAGUUAAUACCUCUAUUACUAGAAUUACCUCGCAAAUUACCACACGACAUAAAACCAUCAAAAUGUCUUAAAAAAUUUUCGUUAAUCCUUUGUCUUAUAACAACGUGUCAGACUCGUGGUGAAGAUUUUCAAUAUGAUUUAACAAACAUGAAUAUUACUCAAUUCAUUCGAAUUCAAAGUAAAUUUUACCCUUCUGUAAUUAAUUAUUAUACUUAAAAGCAAACAUAAACAUAGAAUAUACCUACAGUUUUUCUCUUUUUCCAAUAAAUUCAAAGAAAUCAUAGGGCAAGGGGUUAAUGUGUGUAUCGAAAAUAUAAUUCUUUGUUUUUUCUGGAUGGCAAUAAUCUGAAAAAUCAAUAGGCAUCGAUGUAUUACUUUAUAAGGAAAACUCUCAAGUGAUGGCAUAAGCCAUUCUUUUUCUGGAGUAGACACAUCCAUAAUUAAUUCCUACACGCACAGUUUUACAUAUGUUUAUAAACGGUAAAGAAAUGCAUGUUCGCUUAGUCAUUCAAAAUACAUUAAAUUAAUGAUAGAUCAACUAAUUGUAAGAGAUGAUUUCCGUUACAUACUUACAUGGCCGGAGAUCUACUUCCACUAUCACGGAUAGCGAUAUUGCGUUAAUUUCUGCUCUUACAGAAAUAAACCUGGCGAAAGUUACAGAUUCAUACUAAAAUUUACAUCAGGCAAUGACAAAAAUCAUAUUAAUGAGAAGAAAACAUGAAGAGAAAAGUGGUGGUCCAAUGCUUUGGAUUAACGAAGAAUUUUGCGUGAAAAAAAAGGAACAAAAUUAAUAUAAUACGAAUGCCGAAAAGCGUGAGAUUUGUUCAUUUAUUCUUUUUAAAUCAGUAAAUAUUGAUUUUUUGCGCUAACAAUGAAUUUUCUUUGUACAUUUCCUAAAUGUUCCAUAUCGGAUACUUGUCAUUUCUUUAACUAACCGUUGUUUACUUUUUUUUACAUGUAUUACUUAGAAAUAGUUAACUAUUCACAUACUGAAUAUCUAUUAAUUUUGAUGCGUGUUGACAUCAGUUUCAUUAGAAAAUGAACACAUCUCGAUUUUUGGCAUACUUUUAAAAUCAGGUGUUUCGUAUUAAUUACAAUUAUCCUAUCAAUGAAAAACUUUACUUUUAUAUGACUUUUAACUAUUAGAAUCCAUAAGUACGUGUACAUCAACUCAACGAUUGUAUGCACGGAAUACAACUGCUUCUUCAUGUACGUAAAUACAUAAACCGAAGGAGGUGGUUGCCCAGAGAACGUACAUAAGUAGAUAUGCGUGACGAAAAGCGUGGAAAGACAAAGCGCGUCUUCGCUAGGUCUUUACCUCAAUUGCUCCAAAUAUUUGUUUAUUUACCAGAACAUUACGUUGUUGAAAGAGUGACGGUUGUGUUCGACAGUUUGUCA